Acyrthosiphon pisum (pea aphid) is the source of this 1564-nucleotide messenger RNA. RefSeq lists its product as uncharacterized. The transcript has 8 exons. Gene Ontology annotation, molecular function: transcription coregulator activity; double-stranded DNA binding. Gene Ontology annotation, cellular component: nucleus. Gene Ontology annotation, biological process: regulation of transcription by RNA polymerase II. NCBI's taxonomy places the organism in Eukaryota, Metazoa, Arthropoda, Insecta, Hemiptera, Aphididae. The record is from RefSeq and is a predicted model, not a curated record. Bases 290 to 1564 code for a protein of 424 amino acids.
GUGUGUAAUAAAGCUCGUAUAAAUUAAAAUAAUAUUGUGAUUACGAUGUUGUCCUUUGACGACGUGACCUAUAUAAUAUUCUACAGAGUGGACCACCGGUAUCUACCAUUUUUCUGUGUUGGUGACCAAAUAAAAAACAGAAAAACAUUGUGGGCCACCCUAUAUCAUAUGUAUAAUACAUAAUACUAUAUUAUCAUGUAUGCACUACACCUAUUCCCGAAAUCUAACCCAACGAACUGAUGUAUUAUUGUACUAUGUUGUCUGGUAGACGGCCGAAUGUGUAGCCGCCAUGGUCACACAGCUGAUGGAGUGGCAGAAGAACGCCAGGGCAACUUUACUUAGCCGAACGCUGGAAUGCGGAUGUCCGGACUCCACGUGCGCGGACGGACAAUCGUGCUCACGUCCGAUCAGACGGAUUUCACCGUCAGACAGCAAUCAGGUGUCGUCGACGACUGGAAAUCGAUCGCGCCCCGGUACAAUGUUACUCACCAACCACCACGUUAACUCGUCCAGAACCACGAUGAACACAUUAAUGAUCGCUAAUCACGUCAAUCAUAAGGCACAAAGUGGGCCUACCUCCUUGAACACCACAAUGAACAACAACUUGUUGUCAAAUUCCACAAGGGAUUUUCGCAAUCAACCACAACAACAGCAACCGCAGCAACAACAACAAAUAAUUCUCAAGCACGAUUGCAGAGAUAACAAUCAAAUAUUAAACAACAGACAACCACCGAUCAACGUGACGGACAAUAAUCACAUUCCCACUACAAUGAUAUCAUAUAAGCCACAAGGUUCAGACGAAGUGAUCCACGUGUAUACCGAAAAACAAACGUAUCACACUUCACAAAAUCAAGACGAACAUGCUGUACACUUGUUCCACGGACAAGAUCAUCUAAAACAACAGUCGGACCACGUGAAAUCGGAAUUCUAUGAUGUCACAUUAGAUUUGACCCACGACGACAUACAACAGACGCUUUCAGCCAAUAUGCCUGUCUCGUGUGCCAAUGCUGAUCAAUUGUUACGAUUGGAUGACGAUCAUAGUAAUAAAAAUCUAGACGGCCCUGGAGACGAUGUAUUUGUGAGUCUCGAUGCGUUUGAUAUGCUUACUGACUUCCAAGAACUUGAUAUCCUAGAACAUGCAACGCAACAUGCUUCAAAUUUAGUUACGGAUAUAGGGACAAAUGCUGUGGAUAUGCAGCCACAUGGGCAACCACAAUUAGACAUGGAUGUACUACAAAUAACUGAUUACUGUCCUGAAUGGGCAUUUCCCGAGGGAGGUGUUAAGGUACUAAUCACGGGUCCCUGGUUUUCUUCCUCAUCGUACACUGUUAUGUUUGAUACGAUCACAGUUCCAAGCACUUUGAUUCAAGGAGGUGUUUUACGAUGUUACUGUCCAGCUCAUGAUAUAGGCACCGUUACAUUGCAAGUAGUCAUUGAUGGGAGGCCAGUAUCAACCACCGCGAUAUUUGAAUACCGUCAACACGAAUUCCCACUAACUAUUUCCUCAUUAUCAAUGUCACACACAGCCAUCUCUACUCAAAUUUCAUUUGCUACAAAAACUUGA